This is a messenger RNA of Acipenser ruthenus (sterlet), 14243 nucleotides long. Its product is annotated as myomegalin-like. Gene Ontology annotation, cellular component: microtubule organizing center. The record is from RefSeq and is a predicted model, not a curated record. The coding region runs from base 234 to 13649 and encodes 4471 amino acids. Lineage: Eukaryota; Metazoa; Chordata; Actinopteri; Acipenseriformes; Acipenseridae. The transcript has 52 exons.
CAAUCAUUGUUCCGCUGAUUCUGUCACACAGGCGUGCUGACGCUGAGACGCUGCCCUUCCUUCCAACUCAGCGUCCGCACCGGCCGUGACGUACACGGAUUCUAAAAUGGCGGCAGUAACGAUCGCUUUGAAUUUUAGCUCAGCGGAUAAAGUUUAAAAUAACCCUCUAACGGUGGAGUAUUAAUUACACUGGGAUAUGCACACGGAGUAGACUUAUAAAGGACGUUUCAAUCAUGGACUCUGUUGUAGGGGAAGACCCGACCCUACCUCUUGAUUUCAAUGGCAGUUCCAACGUGUCCAGGGUCCCCAAUAUGGCAGGUGUUGGAGACUCCCAGGAUUAUGUGCCAGUGCCUAGCUAUUUACCUGGGGAAAAAACAUCUCCAACCAAAGCACGGGCGAUGAAAGAAUAUGAAAAUCAAAUCACUGACCUGAAGAAGGAAAAUUUCAACCUGAAGCUUCGCAUCUACUUCCUGGAGGAGAGGAUGCAGCAGAAGUUUGAUGAUGCCAGUGAGGAUAUCUAUAAAACUAACAUUGAACUGAAGGUUGAGGUGGAAAGUCUGAAGCGUGAUUUGCAAGAGAAGCAGGAACUGCUUAUUAAAGCCUCAAAAGCUGUUGAGAGCCUUGCUGGAAACAACAGCAGUGAGCUUCAUCGUAUGAAAGAAAGAUCGAUGAGAGAGUUGGAGAAAAUGAAGGAGAUUUUUGACAAGAAGAUUGAAGAACUGGAAGAGAAUCUUAAAGCUGCCCAGGAUGACGUAGAGAAAAUGGCUGACAUUGCAGAGCAAGAAAAACUACGGAAUAUGGAGAUGGAAAAACAACUGUUAUCUAUUACUGUUUCAAAUCCGAAUGUAACGGUUCCUGGUAUAGAUAUAAAAGAACGCUUGAAGGAAAAGGACAAUAUUAUUGAACAACUGAGUUAUUCAUUGAAAAACAAAGGUGCUGUUAUUGAACAACUUCAAAAUGAAAAGGCAAAACUGGAAGACAGCAGCAGUGAACUAUAUCCUCUUAGAGAGCAGAUCAGUGAACUUACUGAAGCUCUGCAUGGGAAGGAAGGAGAAGCAGAGGCCCUGAAAAUCGAACUGGCAAAGGAGAAGAUAAGAUAUCAAAGAGAAAUUCAGAGCCUGGCUGAAAAACAUAAAGAACUGUCCAACCUGGAAGCAGCUACCCGACAGUUAACUGGAGACCUGGAGAGCACUAGAAUGAUGAUUGAUACUCUGAAAAAGAGAUUGGAGGAAGCCGAUGAAGACAAUAAGAAUCUGAACGGGAGGCUUGAAGAAAGAGUCAAUGAACUGGCUUUAGAAAAGAAAAACAGUCUGAAGAGAGACAAAACUAUCCAAGGCCUUAGCCUUGUGCUCAAGGAUAAAGAUAAGGAGAUAGAGGAGCUUUGCCAUGAAAUUGAAGACCGGGACAAUGCUUUAGUAAAGGCCAGAGAAGCUGCCCAUAAGGCACAAAUCCAGAAAUACCAGGGUGCCGAGGAGCAUCAGAGUCUCCUGACAGAGAAGGAAGCUGAGCUGGCAAAGCUGCUUUCAGACCAUCACGCCAACACAAUGGAGAACCAGAAGCUACAGAGAGCCCUUGGCCGAAGGGUGCAGGAACUAAGUGACCUUAAUCAAACCAAAGAGCAGCUGGAGAAAGAACUGGAAGACAUGCAGGAGCUGAAGAACAAAGGGGACAAGGAUGUUAAUGAUCUGAGGAACCAGCUGAAGAAGCUGAAUGGCGAGAUGGCAGAGAAGGAGCAUGCCUUGGAGCAGCAGUACCAAGCGCUGUUGAGCGAGAGCAAGCAGAAAGUACAGAGCCAAGAAAUCACGAUCAAGCGCCUGACCAGCAGUCUAAACGAAAAGGAUGAGCUGCUCCAGGAAUAUUUGAACAUGGCUAAAGAUGCUAAUCAAGAGAGGAAUCGCAGCCCUGAUGGGAGGGAUGCCAUGCUGGCUAAGUUACGGGAACGUCUCAAAGAGAAAGAAAAAGCACUUGAGCAAGCUAUUGAUGAGAAAUUUGCUGCCAUUGAGGAAAAGGACAAUGAAAUCAGACAGCUGCAGCUGUCUUUACGAGAGAAGGAGCGUGAUCUAGAAAGACUGAACAACCUUCUUUCUCAUAAUGAGGAGACUAUUAAUAGCUUUGACAGUGUGAUCAAAGAAAAAGAUGUGGAGCUGCAACACCUGGUGAAUUCCUGUAAAAACCUUCAGAGGGCUAAGCAGGAACUGGAAGACAACUUGGCACGUGCACUGCGAGAGAAGGAUGCUAUUAUAUCUCAGCUACAACAAUCGCUUGCUAACAAGAACAAAGACAUGGAGGAAAUGGCAAACACAUUGCUAAACCAGACUCAGAGCAACGUCCGGGACCUAACUGAACAGCUGAGACAACGGUUAAAAGUAACUGAGACCAUGUUGGCAGAGGCUAUGAAAGACAAAGAGCGACUGGUGUCUGAAAAUCAAAAUGCGGUUGAAGGACUUCUGGCCACUGUCGGCAGCAAAGAUCAACUUCUAAAGGAGUCUGCUGAACAUUAUAACCGCACCUUAGCAGAACGUAAUCUUGAAAUCCAGGAUCUAAGGAGGCAUCUUUCUGAAAAAAAGCAUGAAGUAUCCAUCUUGGAAAAACAGAGUUCAGUGAUAACGCACGAGAAAUACAUUGAAACUGCAGAGCUCAAAGUGUUGCUCACAGAAAAGGACACCAUUAUAAACAAACUAGUGGAGAGCGGACAGGAGAGAGAUAAAUACCUGGCUGAGUUGAAAAUGCAGGAAGCUCCCAUACCUCGGGUGCUAGAGUUGAAACAGACUAUACAGAUCCUGCAGGAGCAAUUGGAAGAGAAAGAGGCUGAGUUGACACAGAAGAAAGGUGAUGUAAAUGUGGCUAAAAUACCCAUCAUUAAAAAGAGUGCAGUAACUUUGAAGAAAGAAUUGGCACAGAAAACUGAUGACCUGAACAAGGCUUUGAAGAAAGAGAAUGAGUUGCAGAUAGAGGUUGCUGAACUUCGUUCUUUGUUGGCAGAUCUGGAAAAUCGUCAUGAGGCUCAGGCAGCAAAUAUAGAGUCUCUGACCAAAACUUUGGAUGUCAAGGAUGAAAUCAUAAGGGAUUUGCAUACGAGACUGGGCAAACCGCCUAAACACAACGGAGUGGAACUGCAGACCCAAAGAGGGGUGGUGAUGAGGGAGGGAAUACAGAGCCCAGGGAUCCCUCAGAGAGAGAGCACAAUCAUUGGAGGAAACAGCCAGCAGGAGGCUUUGCCCGCUCUGCAGACUGUGCUGUCUGAAUAUGAUGCACUCAACAAGGCUCUGAAGGCAGAGCAGCAGCUUUACUCCAGCCUUGUGAGGACAGUGAAGGAGCCAGACAGUACACAACGCAUCCAUAAUUUACAGAUGGAAUUAACUGCAGUUCAGUUACUGAGGCAGAAGUUGGAAGAGGGCAUCAGAAGUAAUGAAGAUCUGCGAAAGGACUUGGAGAAAGAGCUGCAGAGGACAAAACGAAAAGAAGUGACUGAUGCGCAGACAGGCCUGAUUGAUCCCAGGGAGAUGGAGACUUUGAAGCAUCAGCUGGAGGAUGCUCAGCGCUGGAACACCUCUCUGCAGGCCAGGCUUGGGAAGAUCCAGGGGAGAGGAGGGGGAGUAGGAGGCACAAAUGACACAUCUGACACCUUCAGUUUUACUGGUGACCAGACAUCAUAUAUGAGUAUAUAUUUGGGAGAGCAUGAUGAACUAGAGGGGGAUAUAGAAAAUCUUUCCCUACCAGAACUGAGGCGAAAGGUCCAGGAACUGUUAGAGUAUGUGAAAGAGUUGCAAGCAUUCAACAAGGAUCUUCAGAACAAAGCUUCAUUAACUGAGAACUCUGUGGAGCAAGACAAACAGGAUAUACUGACAUUGUCUUCACAGAAUAAGCUCCUUGAAAAGAAGCUGGCAGAUGCUGUGAAAACAAACAAGGCCCUCCAUGACCAGCUAAACAGACAGGGUCAAAAAUCAGCUCAGAAUGUGAUAAAACCCCAAGUUAAAGAUCAAAAGAUUCAAACAUCUCCAGAGAAGGAGAGGAAUUCAAAGGCUUCCCCCCAGGGGAACAGAGCUGAACAUCAAGGUAAUAAGAGUUCGGGGAUAAAGCCACCUGGCAGAAAGGAAUCCACCUCUGCUUCACCUGAUAGCGAAAAGACUGAGCUGGAUCUAGAGGAUCAGAAUGUAGUUGAAACAGAACUCAAUGAAACAUCUUGUCGGAUGGAGACAAUUGGAAAAGAGCUUAAAACUGCAGAGAAGCCGCCAUGUAAAGAUGAAGGAAAUAACCAGAAUAUGGAGAUGGAGAUAGCCUCUUUAAGAUCCCUUUUGAAUGAAACUGGAUCAGCGUCGGUAAUUGAACUCAGAAAUGAACUUGCCAGGCUGAAUAAUGAGAAUACUAAUCUCCAAAGCAUUCUGAAAGAAAUGCAGUCCACAGAGUUCAAAGAAAGCUGUGAUGAUUCAGGAGAUGGAGAAAUCAAAAAGGAUCUAAAGAAAGUGGUGAAAAGGUUAAAAACAGAAUUAAUGGAUGCCAGAAAAAUUAUCAAACUCCUGAAGGAACAACUGGAACUUAAUUCCUCCAUGGACAGUGAAAACAGUUUUAAUCCAGACCUGAUUGUAAGCAUGGCUAAAGAAAUUGAUCAUCUGAAAAAGGAACAUGAAGCCUCCACAAAGAGAAGGGUAAUCCUGGAGAAAAUGCUAAAGGAAAUGGAGGCACAGCAGCCAAGGGGUAUUGAUGAAAGGGACCAGCGAAGAAAUUCACAGGAAACAUUACAACGGCAAGAAGCAAGGAUACAUUCAACACCUGGGUCCACGAUUGGUGCAAAGUCCCGUCUUCCUGUUCCUGUGAAGUCCUCCAAGGCAGCAGGCAAUAAUAAUAACAACGGAGCUAAUCAGAACACAGAGCCAGACCCACAAGUUGAAAAGCUUCAAAGUGCCCUUCAGGAGAAGAACAAAGAGUACAGAGAACUGCAGGAAAGUUUAUGCACAGCAGAGUUCACCCUUACACAUCAGAAAGUGAACAAAACGGAGGCUACUCAGACCACAGACCCAAGUACUGACUUUAACCUUUGUAAGCAGAUAGAUCAGCUUCAGAAAGCACUUCAGGAAAAGAAUCAACUUAAUAAAGAGCUGCAGGAAUUGCUAUGCAAAGCAGAGUCUGCCCUAGCAAGUCAGAAUACUGAUAGAACAGGUCAUCUAUAUAAAGACCUGGAUCAUCAACAGGAGCAACAGGAAGAGAAGCUUCAGCAAGCUCUUCUGGUAGAUCAACUCCAGAAAGGUCUUCAGGAGAGGAAUGCGCUUAACAGACAACUUGAAGAUAGGUUAUCUGGAGCAGAGGCAUGUCUGAAUGUGAACAGAACUUCAGCUAGUACGAACAUAGACCUGGACCUUCACCAGUUGCAGAAAGCCCUUCAGGAGAAGAAUCAGAUUAACAAAGACUUGUUGGAAAGACUACAUGGGGCAGAGUCUAUCAUAGAACAUCUAAAUGGUAAUAAAGGUGUAGCUAAUCAGAAUGAAGACAUGGAACUUCAUCAGCAGGUUAACCAGCUUCAGAAAUCCCUACGGGAGAAGCAUGAACUUAACAAGAAACUUGAGGAAAGGCUAUCUGAAGCAGAGUCCACCUUAACAGUUCUGAAUGCUAAUGGGGCUUCAUCUAGUACAAACAUAGACCUGGACCUUCGCCAGCUGCAAAAAGUCCUUCAUGAGAAGAAUCAAAUCAACAAAGACUUGCUGGAAAGGCUACACAAGGCAGAGUCAACCAUAGAACAUAUGAAAUCUAGUAGAGCCGUUGCUAAUCCGAAUACAGACGUCAAUCUUUAUCUGCAGGUAGAUCAGCUUCAGAAAGCUAUUUUGGAGAAGAAACAACUUUACAAAGAGCUUCAGGAUUUACUGCAGACAGCAGAAUCUACCAUAGAAUGCCAAAAUGCUACUGGAACUUCAGCUAGUCCAAAUAAAGAACUGGCUCAUCAUCAACAGGUAGAUCAGCUUCAGAAAGACCUUCAAGAGAAUAAUGACCUUUACAAAGAGUUACACGAGUUACUGAGCGUAGCUCAGUUGACAAUUGCAUGUCAAAAUGCUAACCAGACUUCUGGUCCAAACACAGACUUAGAACUUCAUCAGCAGGUAGAUCAACUCCAUAAAGGUCUUCAGGAGAAGAAUGAACUUAACAAUCGGCUUCAGGAAAGGCUAUCUAGAGCAGAGGCACGUUUGAAUGUGAAGAGAACUUCAGCUAGUACAAACACAGACCUUGAUCUUUACCAGUUGCAGAAAGCCCUUCAGGAGAAGAAUGAACUUAACAAACAACUUGAGGAAAGACUAUGCGCUCCAGAUGCAAUUCUGAAUGUGAACAGAAAUUCAGCUAGUACAAACACAGACUUGGACCUUCACCAGCUAGAAAAAGUCCUUCAUGAGAAGAAUCAAAUCAACAAAGACUUGCUGGAAAAACUACACAGAGCAGAGUCUACUGUAGAACAUCUCAAAUCUAGGAGAGCUGUUGCUAACCAGAAUACAGACCCAAAUCUUUAUCUGCAGAUGGAUCAACUUCAGAAAAACAUUUUGGAAAAGAAACAACUUUACAAAGAGCUUCAGGAAUUACUGCAGACAGCAGAAUCUACCCUAGAACGCCAGAAUGCUACUGGAACUUUAGCUAGUCCAAAUAAAGAACUGGAUCUUCAUCAACAGGUAGAUCAGCUUCAGAAAGUCCUUCAGGAGAAGAAUUACCUUUACAAAGAGUUGCACGAGGUACUGCACGCAGCACAGUUGACCAUUGCAUGUCUAAAUGCUAACCAAACUUCAAUUGGUCCAAACACAGAGUUAGAACUUCAUCAUCUGGUAGAACAACUCCAGAAAGGUCUUCAGGAGAAGAAUGAACUCAACAGACAGCUUGAGGAAAAACUAUCUGGAUCAGAGGCACGUCUGAAUGUGAAGAGAACUUCAGCUAGUACAAACACUGACUUGGACUUUCACCAGUUGCAGAAAGCCCUUCAAGAGAAGAAUCAGAUUAACAAAGACUUGCUGGAAAGAGUACACAGAGCAGAGUCUACCAUAGAACAUGUAAAUAGUAAAAAGGAUGUAGCUAAUCAGAAUGAAGACAUAGAACUUCACCAGCAGAUUGACCAGCUUCAGAAAGCCCUUCGGGAGAAGAAUGAACUUAACAAACAACUUGAGCAAAGACUGUGCGCAACAGAGGCACUUCUGAAUGUGAACAGAGCUUCAGCUAGUACGAACACAGACCUGGACCUUAGCCAGCUGCAAAAUGUCCUUCAUGAGAAGAAUCAAAUCAACAAAGACUUGCUGGAAAAACUACGUAAGACAGAGUCUUCAGUAAAACAUUGCAAUGCUUAUAGUGCUGUUGCUAAUCAGAACAUAGACCCGGACCUUCAACAGCAAGUUGACCAGCUUCAGAAAGCCCUUCAGGAGAAGAAUGAACUUAACAAGCAAAGGCUAUCUGGAGCAGAGUCCACCUUAACCGUUAUGAAUCCCAACAGAACUGUAGCUGGUCAAAACACAGACCUUCACCAGCUGCCAAAAGCCCUUCAUGAGAAGAAUCAAAUCAACAAAGACUUGCUGGAAAGGCUACACAAGGCAGAGUCUACCAUAGAACAUUUGAAAUCUAGUAGAACUGUUUCUAAUCAGAACACAGACAUGAAUCUUCAGGUCGAUCAGCUUCAGAAAGCCAUUUUGGAGAAGAAACAACUUUACAAAGAGCUUCAGGAAUUACUGCAGACAGCAGAAUCUACCCUAGAACAUCAGAAUGCUACUGGAACUUUAGCUAGUCCAAAUAAAGAACUCAAUCUUCAUCAACAGGUAGAUCAGCUUCAGAAAGCCCUUGAAGAGAAGAAUUGCCUUUACAAAGAGUUACCCAAGUUACUGCGUGCAGCUCAGUUCACCAUUACAUGUCUAAAUGCUAACCAAACUUCAGUUGGUCCAAACACAGAACUUCAUCAGCAGUUUGAUCAACUCCAGAAAGGUCUUCAGGAGAAGAAUGAACUUAACAGACAGCUGGAGGGAAAACUAUCUGGAGCAGAGGCACGUCUGAAUGUAAAGAGAACUUCAGCUAGUACAAACACUGACUUGGACUUUCACCAGUUGCAGAAAGCCCUUCAGGAGAAGAAUCAGAUUAACAAAGACUUGCUGGAAAGAGUACACAGAGCAGAGUCUGUCAUAGAACAUGUAAAUAGUAAAAAGGAUGUAGCUAAUCAGAAUGAAGACAUGGAACUUCACCAGCAGAUUGACCAGCUUCAGAAAGCCCUUCGGGAGAAGAAUGAACUUAACAAACAACUUGAGGAAAGACUGUGCGCAACAGAAGCACUUCUGAAUGUGAACAGAACUUCAGCUAGUACGAACACAGACCUGGACCUUAGCCAGCUGCAAAAUGUCCUUCAUGAGAAGAAUCAAAUCAACAAAGACUUGCUGGAAAAACUACGCAGGGCAGAGUCUAUAAUAAAAUAUCAUAAUGCUUCUAGUGCUGUAGCUAAUCAGAACAUAGACCUGGACCUUCAUCAGCAGGUUGACCCGCUUCAGAAAGCCCUCCAGGAGAAGAAUGAACUUAGCAAGGAACUUGAGGAAAGGCUAUCUGAAGCAGAGUCCACCUUAACAGUUCUGAAUGCUAACGGGGCUUCAACUAGUACAAACAUAGACCUGGACUUUCGCCAGCUACAAAAAGUCCUUCAUGAGAAGAAUCAAAGGCUACACAAGGCAGAGUCAACCAUAGAACAUCUGAAAUCUAGUAGAGCCGUUGCUAAUCCGAAUACAGACGUCAGUCUUUAUCUGCAGAUAGAUCAGCUUCAGAAAGCCAUUUUGGAGAAGAAACAACUUUACAAAGAGCUUCAGGAAUUACUACAGACAGCAGCAUCUACUCUAGAAUGCCACAAUGCUACUGGAACUUUAGCUAGUCCAAAUAAAGAACUUGAUCUUCAUCAACAGGUAGAUCAGCUUCAGAAAGCCCUUGAAGAGAAGAAUUGCCUUCACAAAGAGUUGCACGAGUUACUGCGCACAGCUCAGUUGACCAUUGCAUGUCUAAAUGCUAACUGCACUUCCACUGGUCCAAAUGCAGACUUAGAACUUCAUCAGCAGUUAGAUCAACUCCAGAAGGGUCUUCAGGAAAAGAAUGAACUUAACAAACAGCUUGAGGGAAAACUAUCUGGAUCAGAGGCAUGUCAGAAUGCGAUGAGAACUUCAGCUAGUACGAACACUGACCUUCAGCAUCUGCAGAAAGCCCUUCAGGAGAAGAAUCAGAUUAACAAAGACUUGCUGGAAAGACUACACAAGGCAGAAUCUACCAUAGAACAUCUGAAUGCUAAUAGAGGGGUAACAAAUAGGAAUACAGAGCUGGAAGUUCACCAGCAGAUAGAGAAGCAGCAGAAAGCCAUUCAGGAGUUGAAUGAACUUAACAAACAACUUGAGGAAAAACUAUUUGCUACAGAAGAACUUUUGAAUGAGAACAGAACUUCAGCUAGUACAAACACUAACCUGGACCUUCAACAGCUGCAGAAAGCACUUGAGGAGAAGAAUCAUAUUAACAAAGAAUUGUUGGAAAGUCUACACAGGGCAGAGUCUACGAUAGAAGAUUUAACUAAUAACAAAGGUGUAGACAAUUGGAACACAGAUGGGGACCUUCAUCGGCAGGUUGGCGAGCUUCAGAAAGCCCUAAAGGAGAAGAAUAAACUUAACAAACAACUUGAGGAAAGGCUAUCUGAAGCAGAGUCCACCUUUGCACUGGAACUUUACCAACUUCAAAAAGACCUCCAGGAGAAAACUGAAAUUAACAAAGAGCUGCAGGAGAGAUUACAUGCGGCAGAGUCUAUCAUAGAAUGUCUGAAUGAUAAUCCUAACCAAGACACACACCUUCAUCAAAUGGUAGAUCAGCUUCGUAAAACCCUUCAGGAAAAGAACCAAUUUUGUGAAAAGCUGAAGGAAAGAUUAUUCACAGCAGAAUCAACUACAUCCCAUCUGAAUCCCAACAGAGCUGUAAAUAAUGAGAACCCAGACAUGGACCACCUUCAGCAAGUAGAUCAGCUGCAGAAAGCCUUACAAGAGAAGACCCAAAUUGUCAAGCAACUACAGCAAAGGCUACACACAGCAGAGCUUGCCCUAACCCACCUGAAUGCUAACAGAGCUGUAACUAAACAGAGCGCAAAUCUGGACCUUCAAAAGCAGGUAGACCAGCUCCAGAAAGCUCUUCAGCAGAAGAAGCAAAUUAACCAGGAGCUGCAGCAAAGACUAGGCACUGCAGAGUCCAUCAUAGCACAUCAGAAUUCUAAUCAAAAAAUGCAUGAAGCCGGGACUUUUUUGGAACAGGAUGACAAAGAGGUUCAGGUGGAUUUGCAAGACCUUGGUUACGAAACCUGUGGAAAGAGUGAAAAUGAAGUGGAUAGGGAAGAAAACCGUAGUACAGAUGAUAAUCAGAUUAAACAACACAUGAAUGAAGCCAGCCUCCCAUCCCUGCUCAAAAGAGAUGGACAAUUCUUCUCUAUGGAGAAUCUUGAUACAAACUCGUCAACCUCUUAUCCAAGUUCUUCCUGUCUGAGCUCCCCCAAAAUCAGCAUGAAGAGCCUGCAAAUCUAUGAUGACUAUGGCUUUACAGAUGACUCAGAUGAGCUCAAGCAGCAAGUUAUGGAACUGAAAACAAAACUGGAGAAUUAUCAGAGGGUUAUUCACCACCUGCAGAGUCUUCUCCGCAGAAACUCCCUGUCAAGUGAUCUCUUGACCAUUGGGUCAGAACCAGGCCAGCAGACCACAGUGAAGCUCCAGGAAGAACAUGGAGAUUUAGAAAAGGAUGGACAAGAGAUGUGUUCUCACAAGUCUUUGGGUCUGUUUAGCCAAGACCACAGCCAAAAUGGAAGCUUUCCUUUAGGCCAUGACGAUGAAGAUAAGCAGAUGCUAAAGGACGAAAUAACAAGCCUUAAGAUUGAACUUGACAAGGAGAAGGCCUCAAACAAGAAUCUUUUGGAACAGUUGCAUCAACUUCAGUCAAAAAUCAGAUCAGCAUCCCCAGCCAGGUUUGAUUCGCUGGUGCAGUCCCAGGCUCGAGAGCUGUCACACCUCAGGCAGAAGAUCAAGGAUUCCCGCAGCCUGGGCACGCUGCAUCAUCACCAGCUGGAGGAUCUCAACAAGUCCUUUGAAGAGCUGCUGCAGGCCAGCGAUGUGGAUUACUAUGUGGGGAAAGCUUUCCGGGGACAGCUGGACAAGAGCCUUUUAGUGCUUGGAAAGCUGGAAGAACGGCUUGAAUGCGGGGAUGGGUAUUCAGACAACGAAGACAACACGCUUCUUGAAUUCGCAGAAAGAGAGUCUUUCUCUUUCUCACUGGUUAGUCCUGAAAGCCUAAAGCAUGAAAUAACCUACCUCCGAAAACAACUUGACAGUGAGAGGAGGCAGCUGCAAAAGCAGCUGAAAGAUCUUGCGAGACACAACCAGAACUUAGCCCAAGCCACGGAGGAACAGCUAGAUGUGCUUUCAAGGGAGGUGCAGGAGAAGAAUAAGGUGAUCCAGCAGCUACAGGUCAGGAAUAAGUCAGUAGAGCUGUCUACUAGCCACAACUCCUCUGAUUCAGAAGCUUCUGACAGAUAUUCACGGAGGAUUCUGGAUAGUGGAUCAGACACUCUGCAUGCGCUCCAGUGUCGUGACGGGAAAUACGGCCAAGGCCGAACAUCUGCAGGGACAAAAGUGCCUUAUGGUCUGCAGGUGGAAGAGACUGCACAGCCACCUGGUAUUAUCAGUGCCUCCACUGGAAAAGCAACUGUUCUGGGCAAAGAGAAUGGAGGUGGCAGUCGCAGACAGUCACAGACGCUGCUGUCCACCGACACACAGAUCUUGGAAAAUAAAGGCGGCCUGGCCCAGCAGCAGCGUUUACAAGGGCUGCAGAGAGAGAACAGCUUGUUACAGGAGAAGCUCAAAAACAGUGAGCAGCUGAACGAGACUCUGCGUACCGAAGUGGAUCUGCACCGCUCGAUCAUCAAUAACAGAGAGGACGCCGGGGAAGAGAGAGGCUUGUCACCUAAACCUCAGGACAGAUCCUCAAGAGAAGACAGGGCCAGCACAGGGCUGACAGAAAGCAGGAAUGAGCCGUCUGGACUGUUCAAUACAGACCUGCUUGCAGAACAUCUUCAGGAAAUCCGUAGUCUGAGGCAACGCUUGGAGGAGUCCAUCCGAACGAAUGACCGGCUAAGGGAGCAGCUUGAGCGCAGGCUGGCCGAAGCUGAACCGGACCCAGCUUCUACUAAUAUAUUUAUCCAUGGAUCAGAGGAGCAAGGACAGCUGGCCAAUGAGGUCCACUUCCUCUGGAGACAAAACCAGACACUCAAGGACCAGCUAUCAUUGGGAUCGAGAGAUAAGCAAAAGGAGAAUGAAAAGCUCAGAGAGUCCCUCGCAAAGAGAAAUUCCAAACUGGAGUAUCUGCGAAAUGAAUAUGAGCAUGUAAAGAAGGAGGCCGUCCGCCUGGAAAACAAAUUCAGAGGGAGUCUGGAAGAAAACGAGCACCUGAAAGAGGCGCUGCAUCACAGUCGAGAUGAAAUCAACAGGUUGCAGUCUGAAAUAGGCAUACAGCGGCAGCAGCUUUCUGACAGCCAGCAUCUCCUGCAGUCCCUCCGAGUGGAGCUGCAGGUAUAUGAACAGCUGAAGGCAGCCAGUGACAAAAGGACAGUUUCAGAUGCCACAUCGGGACAAACCCAGGACGCGUCAGCACCCAGCCAUGGGCCACUUGACUUGAGUGAGCUGUUGUCUGAAAUCCGUCACUUAAGAAUCCAGCUCGAGAGGAGCAUUCAGACAAACAAUGCGCUGCGACAGAGGCUGGAGGAACAGCUGCUGAGGGGGCAAGGGAAAGUGGAGGGAUCCCCUUCAACCAUCAACAUCAACUACCUCCUGAGCGGAGAGCAGAGACAUUCAACCCUCAGCAAUUAUGGAGAUAAUGGUUCGAAAUCACCAGCACAGGAUGAAAACUUUCCUCUUCCUUCUUACCGUGACUCUCCAAAAUCUGGGAGGUCUCCUCCCAACAGGGAUGGUGCAAAAGCAUUGCACGGUGUCCAAGAAAUGAAACACCAUCCAACAGACGAGCUGGACUCUGCAUCACAGUGCAGUGGCAGCUCUGCUGACAGCACCACACAUACUCCCUCUCGUCUCGUCCCAGGACAUCGCUUAUGGGCCAGCAGAAGUGGCCGGCACAUACUCGGCUUGAUCGAGGAUUACAAUGCUCUCCGCAAGCAGAUUUCAGAGGGGAAAGUGUUAACCUGUGGAAUGGAAAAUAACCUCCAGGAGUGCUUCCAUGCCAUUUCACAGCAAGGGACAGAAUCAGUGGUACUUGAUCAACGGUUCUUAAAAGGCUUCUCCUCAGAUGUUAAUACAAUGCAGCAGAUUCUGGAGGAAGCCAGUCGUUUGCUGAAGCUGCUGUGGAAGGUUUCACUGCCAACUAAUACAUCCAACAGCAGCAGCCAGAACCGCCAGGACGAAAUGAUGAAGACUGAAAUUGCAAGACUGCGCAGCAAACUGUCCCAGCAGGAGAGGAUGCUGAACGGAACAGUCAAACGCCUUCGAUCCACCAACCGACUCAAAGAGGGAAUGGAGAAAGUGAUCAUUGAUCAAUUGGCGGUGACCCACAAUGUGUUGAAGAAAGCUAGAGGUAAUUUAGAGGCUUUCCCAUACCCGCUGAAGAUUCAGCCCCUGCAGGAAGCCUCAGUAAAUGGGAAUUAAUCUGCGGGGUUGACAAAGCUGCAGACAGACCUGUUCAUCUGAGGAUCAAAAAAGUGACUUUUUAGAAUCUUCCCAAUGGAGCUAUUAAGACUUUAAGAUGUCACCAAGAUGAUAUAUAGAUAGAUAGAUAUAUAUAUACACACACACAUUUUUUAUGCUUUUAAUAUUUUAACAACGCUUAAGAAAAGAGAAAAAAUUGUUAAGUUCAAGUUAAAUUGCUGAAAUACUUUUUAUAAAUUGUAAAGUGUGCUUUUAUUAACGUACUGUAAAAAAAAUAAUUAUGUACAUUUUGCAAGAAUGUUUAGAGUGAAUGUUUAGAGUACAUUUUUACAUAUUUUUUUAACUUACCUGCUGCCUUGCUUUCAGUUGAAAGCAUUGUUUGUAUCAUGAAGCUGUUGUGUUUCAGGAUUUUACGAUUUUAUUUUUUCUUCAAACAUUUACAUAGAAAACAUACCUCCUUUUAAAUUAGUUUCUAAUUUGUACCCCUGGAACUGUUUGAUGUUUUAAAGAGACACAGUUCAUGUGUCAAAGGUAUGAAAAUGUUAAUGUGUACGAACAACUUCACAUUAAAUUGGAAAUUAAGUUUGAAACCUA